CUGCGAAAGCUUGUAAUCGUUUAAUCAGCCAAGAAGAAAAGGACAAGUGGCUUUGCUUUGAUGAAAUGCUUCGAAAUUUUCGGGACCGAUCAAACGCAGUACAUCAUAAAAUAUAUAUAUCGAUUUUUUCUUGAGUAUACGUUUAUACAGAAAAGAAAAUCUAAUAAAUACAUUUAUUUUUACAUAGAUGAUCACACAUGUGUUUGCGAUCUACGUACUAAAUUUAAUGAGAUAGAAGAAGUAACAUCAAAGUAAUAUACAAUUAAAUAGAUUUCGACACAUGGUGUUUACGUUCAGGAAGGCAGCACAUAAAGAAUCAAUAUUCAGCUGAUAUCGAGUGAAACGCAUCAUUGCAUUUGCAAUUUUUUAUAAUAUUAGGUGAAAAUAUCAUAUUUAUAUAUAUAUGAUAUAACUUCAGCAAAUGAAGAUCUAAGAAGAUUUGGAACUUAUUUAAACUUUAACUUUUUGCAUGAAGAUAUAUAUAUUUAUAUAAAGAACAUUUUACAUUUUUUCGAUCUAUUGUUGUUUAAUAAUACUCUCAAUAUAACAAAUAUGCAAUCAAAAGUUGACGAUAAGAAAAUGGAUGACAAUUUUUCAAAUACUAUGAUGUAUUAUGAGAAAUAUUAUAAAUUAGAUAAUGAAGGCUAUACUCUACAUUUUUCAAACAAAAAGAAAUUCAGCAUUAAUGAAAUACAAGAAAUAUUUUCAGCUUUUGGAAGAGUUGUAGCUGUAAAUAUUACUGGGAAACAGGAUGGAUUUAGAUUUGUAAAAUAUAAAACAUUAGAUGAAACAAUAUGUUGUAUAAAAGGUUUAGCAAAUAGCAAUAAUAUACAGUUAUUACCAGAAAAGAGUAAAAUGAAUGAUUUUAAUAAUAGAUCAGAUAAAAAAAAUUCAAGUCAAUGGCAGGCAGCUAGAACUGAAUAUUCAUCUCAGAGAACAUCUGGUACUGGCAAACAACAUCUGAACUCUGCUCAUAAUGAAAAAUACUCAGAAAUUGAAAGUUCAACUCAUAAUAUAAAAACUUCUAAUGAACAUAAUCGAUUUGACAAUGUUGAUAAUUUAUCAGAUACUGGUUCUAAAAGUUCAACACGUAGCUUUAAAGCUAAUGUAAAUGCGAUUAAAUAUAAUAAAUCAAACGCAUUGGAAUCCAAUUCGCUAUCUUCAAGAAAACAAAAUUUUGUCAAUAAUUCAAAUAAAAUAGAUUAUGAAAAAUAUUAUAAAAUAAUAAAAGAUGGAAAUUAUGUUAUACAUUUUGCAAACAAAAAGGAACUCAGCUCAGAAGAAAUAAAUAAAUUAUUUUCAUCUUAUGGAAAUGUUAUAUCUGUAAAUUUUAGUGGAAAUAGGAAUAAUGGGCUUGUAUUUGUAAAGUAUAAGACAUUGCAGGAAAUAAUAACAUGUUUGGAAGGCUUACAAAAUAACCCUGUGAUAUGUAUUUUACCACAAAAGGAUAAAAUUGAUGAUACAAUGAAGAAAACAGAGCAAAGAAAUUCAUAUCACUGGCAGCCGACAGAAACGCAAGAUUCAUUUCAAGAGACUAGCAAACAAUCAAAUUCCAGUUAUGAUAAAAAAUGUUCAGAAGCUGAGAAAAAAUUAAUUUAUAAUACAACAAUUGAUCGGGAUAAAUUUGACAAUACUAAUAACUUUUUAGAUAUUGAUUCUCAAAGUUCAAACCAUGACUAUAAAUCUGCAAUUACACAUUCGGAGUCUCUGGUAUCUAAUGGGCAACAUUCACUAUCAAGACAAAAAAGUUCCAUUAACUGUCAAGUAUCUGAUUAUGAUCUAGAACAACAACAAAAGAAUAAAUUUCAUUCUUUUACAAAACAAGAUAGCAAUACUUAUAUGAAUAAGGCUAUAUCUGAUCAAAUACCAGCAUUAAUCUCUGACACAGAAAUAAAGCAAAAGAAAUUUGAUGGAAUAUCCAAUAGCUCUUCACAAUCUGUAAUCGGGAGUAAGAAUGCCUCAACUAAUGUCAUGAUUAUACCAAUGCAGGAAAUAAUUGUUGCCAAUAUUCAUGCAAAUUAUGAUGUGCAUUAUAUCUUACAUUUGUUUAAGAAAUAUGACCCAAUUUCGGCUACGCUUGUAGAGACAAUUUUAGGUACUAAUAUACGAUAUUGUCGUGUUUAUUUUAAAACAAUACAAGAUGUAGUAACUAUUGAAGAAGAAUUUGAUAAUUUUGACUUGUUUGGAAAAAAUCUUAUUGUUCUUCGAAUUUCGCGGUUGAUGGAGGAAGCUACAAAUAGUUGUAAAUAAUAUUCUUUAAUAUUUGUCAUAUUAAAUUUAUCACAUCACAUUAAAUUUAUUAUUCCGAUAAGAUUUUCUUCAUUAAAAAAUAUCAUUAAUUAUAUUUUUCUAUACACAUAUUUGUUAAUUUUUAGUUUAUACUUUUUUAGAAUGUACUUUUUCAUACUUAUUAUGAAAAAAAGGCAUGAAGGAAAUAUGUUUGUGAAAAAAUGAAUUGUAAUAAAAACGCAUAAAAUAAAAUUUAGUUUUUAUUUAUAC
Molecule: messenger RNA, 2499 nt
Organism: Cataglyphis hispanica
Lineage: Eukaryota; Metazoa; Arthropoda; Insecta; Hymenoptera; Formicidae
Exons: 2
Coding region: 553-2250 (565 amino acids)
Molecular function (GO): RNA binding
Source: RefSeq, a predicted model, not a curated record